This is a messenger RNA of Alternaria rosae, 968 nucleotides long. RefSeq lists its product as uncharacterized. Gene Ontology annotation, cellular component: U4/U6 x U5 tri-snRNP complex; spliceosomal complex. Gene Ontology annotation, biological process: mRNA splicing, via spliceosome. NCBI's taxonomy places the organism in Eukaryota, Fungi, Ascomycota, Dothideomycetes, Pleosporales, Pleosporaceae. Gene Ontology annotation, molecular function: zinc ion binding; nucleic acid binding. The coding region runs from base 311 to 955 and encodes 214 amino acids. The record is from RefSeq and is a predicted model, not a curated record. The transcript is spliced from 2 exons.
GAAUUUACUUCUAUAGUUCGUCCGAAUACAAUCAAAGUUCGAUGAUUCUUCCGUAUAAUGUUUGGCGAAGCCAAUACAAUAGGUGAUAGCACAUGCCUAAAGCUCCGCUACGUAAGUCCGUGCACCCAUGGUUUGGAAAGUCGCGACUUGAGCUUGUAGAAAUCCUUAGACACAGCACCACCCACCUAGUCACACAAAUUCCGUACGGCACCACGCGACUAACCGAAUAAUUGAACAGUCGCCUCGCUUUGAACAAUCGAACAACAUAUUUACGCGAUCAGGGAAAGUGUAGUUGAUCGCAUCACCCAUCAUGAGCGGAAAAGCAGGCGCAUAUGGAACGUCUGGCGGCGGCGACACAGACUUCAGGAAAACAUGGGAUCGCGACGAGAUGGCGCAGCGGGCGAAGGAUAGGGAGGCAAAAGACCGUGAAGAGGGCAAAGAGCGAUAUGAGGCAAAGCUGGCGGGCAAGACAUACAGGCGGAGAGCGUCCACGCCCGAUGAUCUGAAGCAGACCGAGGCCAGAUCAGAGCGCAUAGACUGGAGCAAGAUGAUCGGAAAGCAAACCCUCACAUCAGCAGCAGCCGCUGUUGGCAAGAGGGGACGCGGUGCGGGCGCAUACUGUCAAGCCUGCGACCUUACAUUCAAGGACAACAUCCAGUAUGUCGAGCAUCUGAACAGCAAGCAGCAUUUGGUCGCGACGGGCCAGUCGGGCGAAGUCCACCGCGCGACAGUCCACGAAGUACGGGAACGCCUACGAUAUCUCAAGCGCAAACGGGACGAGGACAAGUUUAUGGAGGUGACGGAUCUAGAUGCGAGAUUGGCCAUGACCAAGGAGCAACUGGAGAAGGACGCCGAGGAGAAGAGGCGGCUGCGCAAUGAGAAGCGCAGGGCGAAGAAGAAGACGGACGCGACCGCUAUGGAGUGGAAGGUCGAAGGCGACGGUAUUAUCCGCUGAAUACCAUGGGCUC